AUGUCGAUCUCGCGGCUUUGCUACCGCAGUGCGCUGACCUUCACCGAAAUGACGCUAUCGCUCGAGGAGGAGCUCGAGCGAAUCGUUGCCACGGCGCGCGCCAACAAUGCCCGGACGGGGCUGCGCGGUGCGCUGAUCAUGAAUGGCACCACCUUCUUCCAGGUUCUCGAAGGACCCGCCGACGCCCUCGAGGCAACCUUUUCCCGAAUCGAGGCUGACCGCCGCCAUCAUGACCUGACCGUGAUCGACCGCCGCACCGAUGUCGUGACACUGUUGCCGAACGCUCCACUGUUCUUCUGCGACACGCUGGAUGCUCACGACGGGGUUCUUGCCAGCCUCGCCAUGCCGAUCAUGCAGGCUCCGGAGCUGGUCUCGCACGAUGACCUCAUCUCGGUUUCCGUCUUUGCAUCCGCCCGCCUGUCCCGAUCGCACGAAGAUUCGCGCCUGUCCGUCCCCGUCUCGGGUUUCGACCAGACCGGCGCGGAGGUGGAAAUCAACGUGGUCACGGAGCGCGCUCUGACGCUCUACCUGAACUCGCAGGAGAUCGUCACGAUGAUGACGAUCGGCGACCGGCCGGACCUCCUGGCCGUAGGCUAUCUACUGAACCAGAACAUGCUGCGCGGGGAUGAUCGCAUCACCGGCAUCGACUACGACGAUGAUCUUGAGGUCGUGGUCGUGCGCACCGAGCGCGAAACCGACUAUGAGGACAAGCUGAAGAAGAAGGUGCGCACCUCGGGAUGCGCCCAGGGAACGGUCUUCGGCGACAUGAUGGAGCGCUUCGACGACAUCCGCCUGGAUCCGGACGCGCGGCUUCGCACAUCGGCCCUGUACAAGCUCACCCGUACGAUCAACACCGCGCCCUCGCUUUAUCUUGCAGCCGGCGCCAUUCACGGCUGCGUCCUGUGCCAGGAGGAUCGGGCGGUCGCCUACAUGGAGGAUGUCGGCCGGCACAAUGCGGUGGACAAGAUCGCCGGCUGGAUGUGGCUCGAGAACAUCGCGCCGCAGGACAAGGUCUUCUACACCACCGGUCGCCUGACAUCCGAGAUGGUCAUCAAGACAGCAAUGAUGGGUAUUCCCAUUCUCGUGUCGCGCUCGGGUUUCACCGCAUGGGGCGUGGAGCUUGCCCGCCGUGUCGGUCUGACGCUCAUCGGACGCGCUCGCGGAGGCCGAACCUGCUCGCAGCCGGCGAAAGGGUGCGACCUCGGGCAAGGAGAUGUCAUGACCGCUUCCGAUACCACAAUCGGUUGCAUCCUCGCGGGAGGGCUCGCGCGGCGCAUGGGUGGCGGCGACAAGCCGAUGCUUGUGCUUGAUGGCCGACCGAUCCUGAGCCACGUCGUUGACCGCUUGCGGCCGCAGGUGGACACGAUGAUGCUGAACGCCAAUGGCGACCCGGCACGGUUUUCGGACUUCGGCCUUCCCGUGGCGGCGGAUCCUGUUGGCGGCUUCGCCGGUCCCCUGGCGGGUGUUCUGGCGGGCCUGCGAUGGGCGCAGGAACAUCAGCCUCGCAUCGAGGGUAUCAUCUCGGUUGCCGGAGACACGCCCUUCUUCCCGACCGACCUGACAAAACGCCUUCUCGAUGCCAGGGCCGGCGAACGCGACCGGAUCGUUCUGGCCCGCUGUGGCGGACACAACCACCCCGUCUUCGGGUACUGGCCGCUUGCACACGCGGAUGCGCUCGACGCCUUCCUCCGGGAGGGCACGACCGGGAAGGUCCUGGCCUUCGUGGACAUGCAUCCCAAUGCCCGCGCCGAGUUCGAGGAAGACGGCCACGACCCGUUUUUCAACAUCAACACGCCGGAAGACCUGGCGCAGACCACCCUUGUGGAACGCCUCGUCGCCGAGUUGACCCGGCGCGGCCAUAGGGUCGCGACGGUGAAGAAAGCCCAUCACAACGUGGACGUGGACACGCCGGGAACCGACAGCCAUCGUCACCGCCUGGCCGGCGCCCGCGAGGUUGCGCUGGUAAGUUCGAAGCGCAUCGCCCUGAUGCGCGAACUCGGCGAAGACCCGGAGCCGACGCUCGAGGAGGUGCUCGACCGGCUUGCCCCAUGCGACGUUGUUCUCGUGGAAGGCUACAAGAAGUCCGGUCACCCCAAGAUCGAAGUGCGGCGAAAGGCGUCGGCGCGCGACGGCGCGCUUGAGGGCAGCGUACCGAACGUGCGCGCAAUCGCAGCCGAUCACGCUGUCGAAGCGACUGCCUUGCCGGUUUUCGAUAUCGACGACGUCACCGGGAUCGCGGACUUCAUCACGGACCUUUGCGCAUUGAACGACAAGGGAGACGACGCGGGUGCGCUGUCCAUCCUCAAGGAGCGUGUCACCUGCGUUGUCGGCCACGAGAGGAUCGCGCUUGCCGAAGCGAACGGUCGUGUUCUCGCGGAGACGGUGUCAGCUCCCCGCGAUGUCCCCCUGACCGACAACGCCGCCGUCGACGGGUAUGCCUUCCGGCAUGCCGACCUGCCUGCAGGCGGUGGCACUCUCCCGGUAAGCACCAGGAUCCCCGCCGGACAUCCGGCCACCUCCGCCCUUGUAUCGGGCACGGCGGCACGCAUCUUCACCGGAGCCGUCAUGCCGCAGGGCGCGGACAGUGUCGCAAUGCAGGAGGACUGCCGCGUUCACGACCAGGAUGGGGGACGGAGCGUUGAAAUCCCCGGCGGACUGAAAGCCGGAGCAAACAGGCGACGUGCCGGUGAGGACAUCGCGGCGGGAACCGAACUCCUUUCGCCCGGCACACGGCUGCGCCCCCAGGACCUUGCCGCCAUCGCCUCCACCGGCGCACCGGAAGCAACAGUCUUCCGCCGGCCCCGGAUUGCACUUGUUUCGACCGGCGACGAGAUACGUCGUCCCGGGGAGACGCUGCCCGACGGAGGCGUCUACGAUUCCAACCAUUUUCUGCUCCGGGCCCUUGCCGGCACGGCUGGCGCGGAGACGACCGAUCUCGGUGUGCUCAAGGACCGCGCGGACAGUCUGGCUGACGCGCUCUCCGGGGCCGCAAGUUCGCAUGACGUAAUCCUGACGACGGGCGGGGCCUCACGUGGCGAGGAAGAUCACCUUGUCGAGACACUCGACCGCCUCGGCAAGCGCCACAUGUGGCAACUGGCGAUCAAGCCGGGCCGGCCCAUGAGCUUCGGACAGAUUGGCGAUUGCGUCGUUCUGGGCCUACCGGGAAACCCCGUCGCCGCGAUGAUCUGCUUCCUGCUUUAUGCACGCCCGGUGAUCUCGGCGCUCGGGGGCGCGGGCUUCACCACGCCACGGCGCUUCCAGGUUCCCGCAGCCUUUCAGGUCGAUCGGAAGAAGCCGGAUCGGCGCGAGUUCUAUCGCGGCCGACUGGCGAGCGACGACCGUGGCAACACGGUGGUGGAGAAGUUCGAACGUGACGGCUCCGGGCUUAUCUCGGGAUUGCGCGCAGCGGACGGCCUCAUCGAAAUCCCCGAGGUCGCGACGGAAGUUGCCCGAACGCGAAGCCGUUCCACGAAAAAUCGAGGGACCACAGGGGAACAACACAUGCGUCUCAUGAAGAUUGCAGCAGUCGCGGCCAUGAUUUUCGGUGCCGUGAGCGGUGCGCAGGCCAAGGACUGGACCAAGGUGCGUAUCGGGACGGAGGGAGCCUAUCCCCCGUUCAACUAUCUGACUUCCGACGGCACGCUGACCGGCUUCGACGUGGAUAUCGCUAAGGCGCUUUGCGAGCAGAUGAAGGUUGAAUGCGAGUUCGUCACGCAGGACUGGAACGGCAUCAUCCAGGCCCUGAACGCUGGCAAGUUCGACGCCAUCAUCGCUUCCAUGUCGAUCACCGAGGAGCGCAAGAAGGAAGUCGAUUUCACCAACAAGUACUACAAUACGCCUCCGGCGAUCGCCGUCCCGAAGGACAGCGACAUCACCGAGGCGACCGCAGCCGCUCUCGACGGCAAGCUGCUGGGCGCCCAGUCUUCGACGACCCAUUCCAACUAUGCAGAGGCCAAGCUUCCCGACGCGGAGCUGAAGCUCUAUCCGACACCGGACGAGUACAAGCUCGACAUUUCCUCGGGCCGCCUCGAUGCGGUCAUCGAUGAUGUCGUGGUGCUGUCGGAGUGGCUGGGAACGGACGACGGCGCCUGCUGCAAGCUGCUGGGAACGCUCACACCGGAUCCCGUCAUCAAUGGUGAGGGUGUGGGCAUCGCCAUUCGCAAGGGCGAGGACGACCUGAAGGCCAUGUUCAACGACGCCAUCAAGGCGAUCCGCGAGAACGGCAAGUAUGCCGAGGUUCAGAAGAAGUACUUCGACUUCGACGUUUACGCGACCGGUUCCGGACCCGCAUGGUCCGGAACCGGUCCGGCCAACCGACCCGGCCCGAUGAACGAAGCACUCACACUCCUGUCCUUCGGCCCGAACGGCUGGGGCGACGAAAUCGCGUAUGGCGUGUUCGUCACUAUCAGCCUCGCGGUGGCCACGCUGCCGCUUGGUCUUUUGCUCGGGUUCCUGAUUGCACUUGCGAAGCAAUCCCCGGAACGCUCACUCAGGGCCGCCGCGGACAUCUACACCACGAUCUUUCGCGGUCUACCCGAGCUUCUGACACUGUUCCUCGUCUACUACGGCGUCCCGAUCCUGCUGAACCAGAUGGUCAGGAUCUUCAACCCGGAAGCCAGUCUCGACGUGAACUCCUUCGUCGCGGGGAUGGUGGCACUCGCGGUGGUGUUUUCCUCCUACGCCUCGGAAGCGUUUCUCUCGGCAUUUCGCGGCAUUCGGCAGGGUCAGUAUGAGGGCGGAUUCGCUCUCGGCCUGAACCGCUCGCAGACGAUGCGCCUCAUCAUCCUGCCGCAACUCAUCCGCCUUGCCCUUCCCGCGCUCGGCAAUCUCUGGCUGAUCCUGCUCAAGGAUACGGCACUGGUCUCCAUCGUCGGCCUCAACGAUCUCCUGCGCUGGACGGGUGUUGCCGCGCGCGUCGAAAAGGCGUCUCUGCCCCCUGCCCCGCCCCCUCCGGCACCCGCGCGGCGCUGGUCGGCCACGCGGAUCACCGGCAAUGUUCUGAUGGCGCUCUGGAUCGUCGCCGGCAUCUGGCUGCUGACCUAUCUGGGCGGCCGUAUCGGCGGGGACUUUCUGGCCAACUACUGGCAGCGCUAUGAGGACGGUGUCCUCACGACACUGAAGCUUGUCGGCGCCUCCAUGGUGAUCGGAGCGGUGAUCUCGAUUCCCGUAGCCCUGGCCCGGGCCUCGCGCAACGCUCUUCUCGCCGUGCCGGCCUUCGCCUACGUCUAUUUCUUUCGCGGCACACCACUCAUCGCCCAGACCUUCCUGAUCUAUUACGGUUCCGGCAGCUUCCAGCCGCUCCUGAAGGAUGCCGGACUGUGGUGGUUCUUUCGCGAUGCCUGGUACUGCGCGAUCUUCGCCUUUUCCCUGAACACCUCCGCUUAUCAGGCGGAAAUCCUGCGCGGCGCCAUCCGCAACAUAGACCGCGGUCAGUGGGAGGCGGCAAAGGCGCUGGGGCUCGGACGCCUUGUCACCCUGCGCAAGAUCAUCCUGCCCCAGGCCAUGAUCGUGGCGCUGAGGCCCUACGGCAACGAGCUGAUCCUGAUGAUCAAGGGCUCCGCCAUUGCCUCGAUCAUCACGAUCUACGACAUCAUGGGCGUGACGGGCCGGUCCUUCUCGCGCACCUACGACUUCCAGGCCUAUAUCUGGGCAGCCGUCCUCUACCUGUUGAUCGUGGAGACCCUGCGCCGGAUCUGGGACCAGUUGGAAAAGCGCCUGACCAGGCACCUUGUGCACCCUCGCAACGCGAAGAUUUCGCCCGCCUCCCGCCUUGCCCACGGUGGCGGUGGCAUCGAUCCGCAGACCGGAGCCGUGGUCCCGCCGAUCCAGACGGCAACGACCUUCGCACGCGACGAAAGCUAUCGGCUCACGAGCCCCUCGCACCUCUACUCACGCGACGACAAUGACCUGACCCGCCAGACCGAGGCAUUGAUCGCGGAUCUGGAGGGCGGCGCGGAGGCACGUCUCUUUGCCUCCGGCAUGGCAGCCAUUGCCGCGACGGUGCGCAUGGUUCGCCCCGAGCAAACGAUCCUCGUGCAGUCGGGCAUCUAUUGGGGAACCACCUUGUGGCUGCGCAAGCACUGCCAGCACGCAGGCAUCGCCCUGAUUGAGGCUGACGCGACCGACACGGAACGUUUCUGCGAAACAAUCAGCGAAAGCGGUCCUGCGCUGGUGCUGAUCGAGGUGCCGUCAAAUCCCUAUCUCGGCAUGGCGGACAUCGCCUCGAUUGCCAAGGUCGCCGGCAAUGCGGGGGCCGUGACCGCCGUGGACGCGACCGCCGCAACACCGAUUCUCAUGCGCCCGCUGGAGCUUGGUGCCGAUCUCGUUCUCCAUUCCGCGACCAAGGCCCUGAACGGUCAUUCGGAUGUUCUGGCCGGAGUCAUCUCCUGCCGCGACGCGGACAGCGAUGCCUGGAAGUUCAUCCGCGAGGAACGCCACGACGCCGGAGCGGUGCUGCCGGCCUUCGAAGCCUAUCUUCUGCUGCGCGGCCUGCGGACCCUCUCGCUCCGCAUCGAACGCAUGUGUUCGAAUGCCCAGGCGAUUGCCGAAGCGCUUCAGGCCCACCCAAUGGUCGAGACCGUCCUGUAUCCCGGACUGCCGACCCAUCCGGGGCAUUCUCUGGCGACCCGGCAGAUGCAUGACGGAUACGGCUACCUGAUGUCCUUCAUUACCAAGGGCAGCGCACAGGACGCACUUGGUGUCGUGGGACGGCUCAAGCUGAUCAAACGGGCCACCUCGCUCGGAGGCGUCGAAAGCCUGGUCGAGCACCGGCGCACGAUCGAGGGCGAUGCCAGUGGCAUUCCCGAGGGAUUGAUACGCCUGUCGGUCGGCAUCGAAAGCGCCGACGACCUGAUCGCCGACCUGAUGCAUGCACUGUCGCCUCUCGACGCGAAGCGCUCCCGAGGAGAUGAGUGGCUGGAUGAAGGCCUUCGAGGCAAUCGAGAUGCCAUCCCCGUUCCGGCUGGACGGGUCAUCGAAAACGCGGUCUCCGACGAGACUCCGGGCCGCGACCACGACGGUCGGUGUGUGCAUGAGUGCCUCGGCCUCCAGCCCGGGCCAUUCGCCGGAGCCGUAGCGAAGCGCCAGAUCGAUCCCCCCCGGCUGGAGAUCCACGAUCUCGCCCGUCGGGUUCAUGCUCAGCUCGAUCCCCGGGUGCAGAUGGCGAAACUCCGACAGGCGCGGCAUCAGCCAGUGCACGGCGAAGGAUGGCGUCAUCGUGACCUGAAGCGGACGCGCCUGCCCGGCCUGCGAAAGCUCAUCAACCGCUUUGCGGAUACCGCGAAAGGCCGUAUCGAGAUGCCCGGCGAGUUGCCUGCCUUCAUCGGUCAGGCAAACACCGCGCCCUUCCCGGCGCACCAGCCUGCACCCGAACCAGUCCUCCAGCGAGCGCACCUGCUGGCUGAUGGCGGCAUGACUGACGUUCAAACGGCGGCCGGCCGCCGAAAGCGUCCCCUCCUCCGCGACGGUCGCAAAAGCACGAAGUGCCGACAGCGGCGGCAGGAGCGCCGCACGGGGGAACGCGGGCACCCCGCCCGACCCCGCUUGAUGCGAAGCCCUUGCGCCGGUCCGCGGAACGGAUACGGCAAGGCGUCGGGUGACCUGACAUCAGAGGGCCGAUGCGCUAAACAGGUUGCAUUCAUCGGUCUUGGGGUCAUGGGGUAUCCGAUGGCCGGUCACCUGAAGACCCGCGGCGGACAUGACGUGACGGUCUACAACCGCACGGCCAAAAAGGCCGAGAAGUGGGUCUCGGAAUUCGGCGGAAGCCACGCGAAGACGCCGGCGGAAGCCGCCCGCGACUGCGACUUCGUCUUCUGCUGCGUCGGCAAUGACGAGGACUUGCGCGCCGUGACAACCGGUCCUGACGGUGCCUUCUCGACGAUCAAGCCCGGCGCGAUCUUCAUCGACAACACGACCGCUUCGGCCGAGGUCGCACGCGAACUUUCGGCCGCGGCGGCGGAAAAGGGCUUCGCCUUCCUCGACGCCCCGGUUUCCGGCGGUCAGGCCGGUGCCGAGAAUGGCGCCCUGACGGUCAUGGUCGGCGGCGACAACUCGACCUUCGACACUGCCAAACCCGUGAUCGACUGCUUUGCGAAGAUGGUUGGACUGAUGGGACCCUCGGGCGCCGGACAGCUCGCCAAGAUGGUCAACCAGAUCUGCAUCGCCGGUCUCGUUCAGGGCCUCUCCGAGGCGAUCCACUUCGCGAAAAGCGCCGAUCUCGACGUCGAGAAGGUGAUCGGCGUCAUCUCCAAGGGAGCCGCGCAGUCCUGGCAGAUGGAAAACCGCUGGGAAACCAUGCGUGACGGCAAGUUCGACUACGGCUUUGCCGUCGACUGGAUGCGCAAGGAUCUGGGCAUCUGCCUGAAGACCGCGAACGAGACCGGAGCCCGGCUUCCCGUGACCGCCCUGGUGGAUCAGUUCUAUGCCGAGGUCCAGGCCAUGGGCGGCAACCGCUGGGAUACAUCGAGCCUGAUCGCCCGGCUGGAAAACGCCAGCGCCAAAUAG
Cladocopium goreaui is the source of this 8502-nucleotide messenger RNA. Lineage: Eukaryota; Dinophyceae; Suessiales; Symbiodiniaceae. The record is from the annotation of a GenBank genome assembly.